AGGCGGCAUCUAUUCGCUAAAGUAAAGCAGCAAGUAUGGCUGUCAGUCAUCUCCUUAAGUGUCAAAACGUCACGUUGGUUCAGUUAUAAAAAUUAGCGGGCUGUCGGCAUGGACAAUAUCAGGGACGGCUGGUUUACGGAGACAUGUACGUUGUGGCCCGGGCAAGCUACGAGUCUCGAAGUGGACGAGGUCCUCUACCACAAGAAGUCCAAAUUUCAAGACGUGUUGGUGUUCAAGAGUAAAACGUACGGCAACGUGUUGGUGCUGGACGGAGUGAUCCAGUGCACGGAGAGAGAUGAGUUUGCAUAUCAGGAAAUGAUUGCCAACCUCCCUCUGUACAGCCACCCUUGUCCCAAGAAGGUUCUCAUUAUUGGUGGUGGAGAUGGUGGCGUGCUGAGGGAAGUGGUGAAGAAUCCUUUGGUAGAGUCAGUAGUUCUCUGUGAGAUUGAUGAGGAUGUUAUCAACGUUUCCAAGAAGUUCCUCCCGGGCAUGGCCAAAGGGUUCUUUAGUCCCAAACUUACCCUCCAUGUCGGAGAUGGCUUUGAGUUUAUGAAGCAAAACCAAGAUGCCUUCGAUGUUAUUAUUACCGAUUCUUCUGAUCCUGUUGGCCCAGCUGAGAGUUUAUUCAAGGAGAGUUACUAUCAACUAAUGAGAACAGCAUUGACAAAGGGCGGGAUUCUGUGCUCACAGGGAGAGUGUCAGUGGCUCCAUUUGAAGCUGAUAAAGGAAAUGCACACCUUCUGCAAGACCUUAUUCCCAGUGGUGGAUUAUGCCUAUGGCACCAUCCCAACAUAUCCAAGCGGCCAAAUUGGAUUCAUGCUCUGCAGUAAGAAUCCUGAAACACAUUUCCAGAAUCCAGUGAAAGAACUAUCAAAAGAAGAACUGGAAAGCAUGGACCUGAAAUAUUACAACACGGAAAUUCACAAAGCAGCAUUUGUCCUCCCUGAGUUCGCAAGAAAGGUACUCAAAGCGUGAUUGGCCACAUCAGAGCUAAGUGUUCAUGCUCUUCAGUCCACGGAUAAAGAACUGCAGCUUCUCUUGCGCCUCAACAGUCAACAUUGUUAAGCCGUUCUCUGAAGAGAGUAAUUCGUAAUGAUUUUAAAGCUGUAUUUGGGUCAUGUCAACAUUCAGAAACAUGGAGAUGCUUAUUUUUUCCUUUCUUUGUCUUAAACAGUGUUUAUUUCUGAUAUGUUCAUGCUCAUCCUUCGGCUGUCUCAUUAGCAAUUUAUGGACUGGGCCUCAGCUCACGCCAUCCAACCUGACCACAUGCUGAGGGACUAUAUGUACUGUUCAACUGCAUCGUUCUUGUGCAAUAUAUUACAUGUAAUAUAUUGCUGCACUUUCAUCGAAAAUGUUCUUUGGUCACAGGAAAAUCGGCACAUGUGUUGACAAAACUUUUUUCGAAAUUUAAGUGUGCCUCUUAAUUGUUGACAUUGUUCUGUAUUUGUCAGAUUGUAUUAGCUUUUCCUAGAUGACAGACAUUUAAUGCGAGUUAGAAAACUGUCCCUUUAAGAACAACUCCUUGAUGCUCUGCUUUGACCUUUACUCUGUUAUGGAAGAUACACUUCAUAUUUAGUAAGUGUUUUUUUUUUUUUUUUUAAUGCAAAUCAUUAUGCAAUGACUGAGGGUACAUUAAUUCAAGAAAGCUUGCACUGUCUUAAGUCGUACUGCCGGAUGCGGUUAUCCUUUUAAUUAGCUAACAUUCACAGCAGUUUGCUAUAAAGGCACAGUGAAGCUUACAGGAAACAUUAAAAGGAAAAUGUUUUUAUAAAACCCACAAACUGUAAUAAAUCU
Dunckerocampus dactyliophorus (ringed pipefish) is the source of this 1794-nucleotide messenger RNA. It is a transcript of the gene srm, whose product is annotated as spermidine synthase. Gene Ontology annotation, molecular function: spermidine synthase activity. Gene Ontology annotation, biological process: spermidine biosynthetic process. NCBI's taxonomy places the organism in Eukaryota, Metazoa, Chordata, Actinopteri, Syngnathiformes, Syngnathidae. The record is from RefSeq and is a predicted model, not a curated record. Gene Ontology annotation, cellular component: cytosol. The coding region runs from base 109 to 975 and encodes 288 amino acids. The transcript is spliced from 8 exons.